Molecule: messenger RNA, 3740 nt
Organism: Lethenteron reissneri (Far Eastern brook lamprey)
Lineage: Eukaryota; Metazoa; Chordata; Hyperoartia; Petromyzontiformes; Petromyzontidae
Source: RefSeq, a predicted model, not a curated record
GAACGGCGCUUUCGGCUGGGUUGUCUUGUUUGCACUGAGCGACGCAACCUGCCAGUGCAGAAGUGAAAUCUGCCGGCUCGUGUGGGAGGAGUCUUGACGUGGGAUGAUUUGUAGCAACAGCCCAAAAAAAAACACGCCUCCCUCUAAGCAACAUUAGCACGCACACACAGAGAAGAAGAAGCGGUAAGUUCGAGACACAGAACCCACAGGCGAGACGCACUCGUCAGCGCUCGUGUGUCCGAGGCAAGCGCGGACACACGAUGUGACUUUAAUGUUCGAGCUAGCUCGCAAGACGGGAGUGUGUCGGGAGUACAUCGCUAACCCGUUUGCGUUUGUCGGACGAGGAGAGGGCGAAGUGGGACUGUUGAGUGAAUUUGUCAGAUUUUCCCACGUCGAAAGGAGUAAGUUCAUCAAAAAGCUCACACUGCCUUCCAAGUGGGCUUACAAGCAUGAGAGUGUGAGAAUACCCCGACUGCUCUGAUCAACAAACAAGACAUGCGUAUUCGGACUUUACUGAGAAUAUCUUCACCUGCACGGCCAUUAUAUGUUAUGUUGAUGCUUCUGCUCUGCACGCAUGUCAUUAAGGGAAAUGUUGAUAAGAGAAAUUUAAAUUGUAAUAAAAUGAUCGAUGUCAAGGCAAGACAAUAUAUUGAUGAAUUUAGCAAAGGCCACGAUAAAAGACGUCCUAUAAAUUAUCUUCAAGUGAAUUAUACAUUCUCAAAUGAGGAGAAAGACUGUAAGAGCAUCAUCAAUAUUUGUUUGAUAAGAAUAUAUUUUCACGAAUACAAAACUAAUGUUGGAGAAGGGUCAUGUCCUCAUGAAAUCACAUCUUACAUUUCUGAAGCGUUAAAUGAUGGCUGUAACAACACGUUCAAAUUGCCGGGCUUGCAGGAAAUGAACAGCAGGUACUUGACUAACGUUGAAGAAAAUCUGGACAAGUUCAUGGUCCAUUUUAACUCAACAAUAGAGCGAGUUGAAGAAUUCUUGAAGAGAUGUCCUGACAACCUUAAAAAGAAUGAAGCUGUUUGCACAAAUGUUAUGCGAGUAACUACCGAUGGUGAUCCUCAUACGGAAACGUAUACGAAAACAUACGCAGUGGCAUUGACAACGUCAGGUGUUGGUGAAAAAAAAAAGACCACAACACAAGUUGAUUGCAAUGGGUGUUUCACUGGUGGCGGUCCUCACACGGAAACACAAAUAGGGACAUUGACAACGUCAGAUGAUAUUAAAGCAUACAAAAGCAUCUUGAUUGCAACGAAUACAUCAUUUUCGAUCGUAAUACUUAUACUAUUGAUCAUAGUGUUAAUAGUCUCAUGUCUUCUGUUUCGUGCAAGGCGCAGACAAAAGGCUUCAGAGGGACAUGGAUCCCAGCAUGAAGAAGAGGGAAAUGAGAUAGAUCCAAGGCCCAGCACGUGUGAUCAAAGUCUUCAACUUGGUCAUUUGCAGCAAGAAACUUCAAAGCAUAAAAGACGCGGACAACAAAACCACAGACGUUGGCUCUGAUGAAAAUCAUCAAUUGGAGGCUCCUGUACAGUCUCCUGCCUCCUUGUAGGGCGAAACACCUGGGAUGCGGUGAGGUUGCACUGCCUAGAAAGUCCACAGGUGAAACUGCUCGACGAAGGUGUACAUGUUCACUGAACACCGCAAAAAAUGGAAACCAAAAUAAACCCACCCUCUACGACUUUGAAGGCAAUCAUCGACAGCAAGCGUCUGCCUUGACAUGCAUUGACGCCCACGUGUGUGGAGAAGAGGGACGUGACACGAACUGCUGGCAGUGCCACACGUCCACGAAGCCGCCCGAACGUGUCACCCAAUGGCAUCAGCGAGAAGAUAUCUGCCUUCGAUAUGAAAGCCUUCUGACAAAAACUAAUUUUAAAAAACACCCCUGAGAGAGAGAUAGAGCGUGCAACGAACGACAAAGAUCCCUGCAAAGAAGAGAACACAGAUACGGCAUCAAAACUGCGACGGUGGUCCGGGGUGAAUGGUGACCGGCUGCAAAGGAAGGCGGUGAUGGAGCAAGACCGGGAUCUGAAUGGACGUCAAUCGUCGGGACACUGGACGGGAUGGAAGCUGGCUCAGUUGAAAGGUGCAGCGACGGAGACAGGGAGAGCAUGGCAAGGAGAGAUGAGCAAUGGAAACUGGUCACGCCUCAACAGCUCAAGGCACCGAAGAACGAGUGGAAGAUGAAUGACAACGUGAAAUAUGGGUUCAGCUUGGUUUUGCACAACUAUCAACUCGAAACAUCAGUUGAACUUCAAUUGUUUUUUUCACAAAUCACAUUCUGGAUAACUGAGCGGAACGUGCAACUUUUUAACAACACUGCAACUUUGUGUUGAAGAUGGCAACGAUAUGAUCAGAUAGAAAAAAAACCAUCCAGCCAUUCAGGUUUACUUAAACCUUGACACUGAAAAUAAAGAAAUGCUUACUCAAUAGCACUCUGCCUAAAUACCACGUACAAAUACCUCUUAAAUAUGUAUAUUUUUGUACUUUUUUACUUGGUCAAUCUGACUAUUAAUAAUGACUUGUUUCAGUUUUAAAUCCGUUUGUGAAUGACAGCAAAUGCAAUUACUCUCUAUCUCAUUAAUGUCACUCCAAUGUAAGUUUCUCCUACAUAUAAGAAAAAAACAACCUAACACAUGAGUCUGUAACACUGGCGUCAUGAUGGGGCAGGGUUGUUGGUGAGUGUGUUGAGUUGUUUUGCUAUGUGUGCUUGUGCAUUACUCUUAAAGUAAUACACGUGUUUCGUCCAUAAAACACUCCCUUAGAGGCAACUGACGUCACAUAUGCUUCGCAUUGUAACGCUUUAUUAAAAAGCAACGGACGUUUUAUCCAAUAUAGCCCACACAAUAGAGCUCAUGUCUGCGUGCACAACGUUCAUGGACAACGAUUGUAUCUAUAAUUAUCAGAUCCAAACCACGUAUCGAAUACACUCCUUCAUAUUGCGUCCACGUGUGCACGACGUGUAAGCUCAGCUCACUGAGCUAUGUAGCUCUUUUUCGGAAGCGACUUGGCCACAAAUGCGAGCUCAACGAAGUGGCUUAUCACGUGGAAUGUAUAAAUGUGCAGGGAAAAUCCGGAGGUACCCGUAUAAAAAUCCAAGCCACUACGAGGAGAGAGAGAGAGAGACAUGCAGACUCCAAAUAUACAGCAGGCGUCAGGGUCGGGAUCGGGAUCGAACCCACGACCUCCUGUAUACCGGGCGAGGUAGUUAACAUCCAGCCACCAUGGCACCCUUUGUGGAAGUAGUACAUUAUAUUUGAACGCGUGUGUCUUCCCCACUAUAUGCCAGUAACAAAUGGUGAACCAAGUGAUUAAAUGACAAGUAAUUGAGGCAACUGCUAUUACGAGAAAACUUACAUCGAUAAAGUCCAUUUCCACGGCGGUCAUAGCUCUAUAACAAAAAAAAACAUCUGGCAAAGAUAUUCAAAUAAAUGUUUUAAAAACUGCCUGACAUGUAAAAUGUAUGUGUUUUAUUAAAUAGUUAAGCUUGGAAUUAUUAAUUAUUAAUGAAUUAUAAUUUCAACCAAACUGUUCAGAAAGAGAAAAUAAGGUAUUUGAUGUGUCAUGCGGCAAAUGGAAAUUGUUGCUAAAAUGUGAGAUUCACACUGUACAAUGAGUGACUAUAAUUCUAUUAAAUUGUAAUUAUUGAAGCGUCUUACACCACCAAUUCUUCGUGGCACAUUCAAGUCCAACAUUUAUCCAUGAUCACAAUGUAAAAUAAAUGUACAAUUGUUUGUAAA